This is a messenger RNA of Daucus carota subsp. sativus, 1703 nucleotides long. Its product is annotated as zinc finger CCCH domain-containing protein 15. Gene Ontology annotation, molecular function: mRNA binding; metal ion binding. The record is from RefSeq and is a predicted model, not a curated record. The transcript has 3 exons. Bases 305 to 1282 code for a protein of 325 amino acids. NCBI's taxonomy places the organism in Eukaryota, Viridiplantae, Streptophyta, Magnoliopsida, Apiales, Apiaceae.
UCACUUACAGUUGCGCGUUACAUACAUAUACACACACACAGAAGUAUACUCGAGUGCCUGCAAUUUGCAAGUAUAAACCCUAGCUAGAAGCAUGUUUCUGUACAUUUCUUCCAUCACUUUCUCUCUCUAACCCUGUCUCCCCCUCCCUCAACUCUCUCUCUCUCUCUCUCUCCCUCUCCGUCUCCCCCCCCUCUCUCUCUCUCUCACACACACACACUCUCUCUCCAUCUAUCUCUGAACAUCUACAAGCUAGGUUGAACUAAGAUACUACAGCGCGCCAUCGAUCAUCGGCUUCAGAAUCAAGAUGCAGAAAGAAAAGCCAGCAAGCCACUGCAGAUUUCACGAUCAUCCAUCACUCUGUUCUCCAUAUUUCUGUCAAUCAGACAGCUACGAUUACCCCUCACUUUAUCCAAAUCUCAGUUCACACGUUCAAUUCUCACCGUACUCACCUGGUUCCAUUGAUUACAGUUAUCCGCCUCCAUACUUGUUCACAGAUCAGCAGGAGGACUUAAAAAAGCAGAAGAGUUGGUGCCUCUCUCGCCUUUGUGAGACGACUAAAGAAGCAGAAGCUCUCCGUCAAGAGAACAUUAAUCUCCAGAUUGCUAACAAUGAACUGAACAAGCAAUUCAACAAUCUGUUGAUGCUCCAAUCGUCUUCUACUCUCCAGAAUUCUCGGGUUGCUCCGGUUCAUGAGUAUGUCAGUGCAGCGCCUGAGCCUGCUGCUUACCCCUCCAGUUCACUUAUUGAUGGUUUCGGACGUAUAAAUAUUGGUGGUAUGGCUGAAAAGCAGGUGGCAAGGAAUCAAGAGCCUGAUAACAGUGAGAAUCUGGAUGUGAAUAGAGUUUCGCUGCCAAAAAGUAUUUCGGUCAGGUCUAAUGGUUAUUUGAAGACGGUGCAGGAUGUUGGGAGCAGUAGCAGGGGAGGUGGUCAAGUUCAUGUGCCAAACCGGAUUAAACCGGUGAAAGCAGCGCAAAGGGUUUAUGUUCGUGGAGGGAGAAGAGAGGAGAAGCCACUUGAAUUACAAGUGUACAAUCAAGGAGUGACAAAAACAGAGCUUUGCAAUAAAUGGCAGCAGACUGGAGCAUGCCCAUACGGAAGUAACUGUCAGUUUGCUCAUGGCAUUGAGGAACUCCGUCCAGUCCUUCGCCAUCCCCGUUACAAGACUGAGGUGUGCUUUAUGGUCCUCAAUGGCGAACCGUGCCCCUAUGGUCAUCGUUGCCACUUCCGCCAUUCCCUAACUGACCAGGAGAAACUCAUAGCGCAUCAGUCUAAGACUCUAUGAGGUCAGUGCAAAGAGGCUGAAAUAAUUGGUACUGCGAAUAUGAACAUCUUACAAUAAGUGUUGCUUAGGCAAAAAAGAAAGAGGAAGACUUUGAUUGGUUAAAAACAAAAUGCUUGUUUAUGAUUCACAUUAUCUCUAUCUAUAUGAUUAAAGUGAAACUGUAGUUCAGAGCGAGUAAUAUGAGGACCAAAUCUGGAGCUGCUAAGGUUGAUGAUAUACAUGUUUAAGUACUGUAAUCCUAUUGCGGGUGUAUAGCAAUAGUGAUAUAAGCAAUUAAGCAUAUUCCAGCUUUCAGUGGUCACUAAAUAUUUCAUUUUAAUCCUGUGGAAUGUCCCGGAUAUGGAUAGAUUUAUCCAUAUUUUUAUACUACGUUUUACAAGAAGUUAUGAAACAUGUACAAUUGUACUAAUGUUUCUGCGUA